UCGACAAGCGACCGCCGUGGACAAAGCACAUCGCACCGCAUCGCAUCGCAUCGAAUCGAACCGCAGCUGUACUGCUUACUACCAGAUACUACACACAGCUAGCUAGCUAUAUACGCACACUCAGUAUUUUGAAAUCAGCGCGCGAGGGCGUCACACAUAUAGAUAUAGCCAUAUAGCCAUAUAGCCGCCGAUCGACCAGCGGACAACAUAUAGACACAGCGGUGGUUAUUUUUUGUCUUAUUUUAUUGUGACAAUCGCGACAAGUGUUUAAAAAUAGUUGCCCAGCUAAACUCCCCCGCCGACAACUGAAACAGAACAACAACAGCAACAAUAUGGUCGAGACCGUGGUCAAUAUCGAGCGUACAACAACAACAACCACAAAUGGUCCGCCCGGCGGGGCAAACCCGUCCGCCGAUGGCAACUUCUGGGGCGCCAUCCGCCUGAACUUGGACUAUUUCCGCACGAUCCCGGGCAUUCUCAAAGUUGUCCAGUUUGUGCUGGGCAUCAUCUGCAUGGCCCUGGCCUCACCGCCCAUCAGCUCGGCCACCUCGUUCUUCAUGUUCGUGGUGGUGAUCUCGUUCAUCAUCACCAUUCUGCUGAUCGCCGCCUACUUCUUGGGCAUUCGCGAGGCCCUCAACGUGGCCGUCAACUGGAUCUUCUCGGAACUGAUCACCACCGCCGUGCUGACCCUGCUGUACUUCAUCGGAUUCAUUGUCCAGCUGGCCAGGUGGUCGGAUGCCACGGGCAAGGGAGCCGGCUCGUAUACGGCGGCCGGAGUCUUCGGACUGUUCAAUUUCCUGGCCUACGCGGCGGGCACGUACUUCCUGUUCCUCGCCCACAGGUCCGGGGCCACCCACUAAGUCCACCGAGAACUCACUGCUGGAUCUUAGCGUAGAAUUAUUUCUAAAUGUUUACCGAAUAAGUGCAGUUCGCGUACUUGUAACUUCGCCUCUUUUUUUUCUUCGUCAACGUGUUUUUGUUUGUCUUUUUUUGUUAAUUUAUGCGAGGACAUAUCGAGAACAAAUCGGUCAGCUCAAUGGAAAGCAGAGCCUUUCUCGACUUGAUGUGUUCUUAAUGUUAUUUUAAUGCCUAACUAACAGUUAAGUUAAAACCCACCAGCACACGAACACAUCUGCGAAAUGACUUGGGUGGGCGCUCCAAAGAAUCUAAGCAUUUUCAUAAAACACAAUUUCAUUUUCAAAUCUUGGGAUGGCUAGUUACAAUUUUCGGCAAUCUAUUGAACUAUUGUAGGUCUUAUUAGGCUUAACAAUAUUUUAUAUAACUUUUUUUGGUUCGUUAUUGGUAAAAACUUUUAAAAGCUUUACAUUGAUUGAAAAAAGAAAAGAGUUUGACCUUUUAAAAUUAAAAUUAAAUGUGCUAGGAGAAAUGUGGAAAGCGACCCACCUUGGCGAAUAGACACAGGCACCAAAAACAAACCACGCGAUGGAAACGAAACAAAACAAGAGCGCAACAAAGAUUUAAGUUCAAUAAAUUAUUUGUAUUUUCUCAA
Messenger RNA from Drosophila ficusphila, 1510 nucleotides. Its product is annotated as CKLF-like MARVEL transmembrane domain-containing protein 3. The record is from RefSeq and is a predicted model, not a curated record. NCBI's taxonomy places the organism in Eukaryota, Metazoa, Arthropoda, Insecta, Diptera, Drosophilidae. Gene Ontology annotation, cellular component: membrane. Bases 333 to 860 code for a protein of 175 amino acids. The transcript has 3 exons.